UCUCUCUCUCUCUCUCUCUCUCUCUCUCUCUAAUUUCUUAAAGGGUUACAUCAAACGGUCUUCAGUUGCUGAAGGCCAAAUGGGUUCUCCAGGAGAGGAUGAGAUAGAGAAAGGAGAUCAAAUGAGAAACAGAAAUAAGGGCACAAAAAAGUCAGUGGCAAUAAUCUUCAGAUAUGCUGAUUGGAUUGAUGUUGUGCUCAUGCUGUUGGGAACAUUUGGAGCUGUUGGAGAUGGCAUGUCCACCAACUGCUUGCUGCUUUUUGCAAGCCGUCUCAUGAAUAGCUUAGGGUUUGGUCAGACCCAACAAAACAGUGGCCACUUCAUGGAUGAAGUAGAACAGUGCAGCUUAAACUUUGUGUACUUGGGAUUAGCAGUCAUGCUCGUGGCUUUUUUGGAAGGAUAUUGUUGGAGUAAAACGAGCGAGCGACAGGUACUAAAGAUCCGGUACAAGUAUUUGGAGGCCAUUCUCAGACAAGAGGUUGGCUUCUUUGAUUCACAAGAGGCCACUACAUCGGAAAUUAUCAAUAGCAUUUCAAAGGAUACUUGUCUGAUUGGUGAAGUCCUUAGUGAAAAGGUUCCGAUAUUUCUGAUGCAUGCGUCGGUUUUCUUCUCGGGCCUCGCAUUUUCCACUUACUUCUCUUGGAGGCUGUCCCUGGUGGCCUUCCCGCUGUUGCUUCUCUUGAUAAUACCGGGAAUGAUAUACGGCAAGUACCUUCUCUUUCUGUCGAAGAAGUGUCAAAAGGAGUACGGUAAAGCCAACACUAUCAUAGAGCAGGCCUUGAGCUCCAUCAAAACAGUGUAUUCCUUCACUGCCGAGAGACGUAUUCUUGAGAGGUACUCUUCCAUUUUGGAGAGAACAACAAAGCUAGGAAUCAAACAAGGCAUAGCCAAAGGUCUGGCUGUGGGAAGUACCGGCCUUUCUUUUGCCAUUUGGGCUUUCUUGGCUUGGUACGGAAGCCGCCUGGUCAUGUACAAAGGCGAGAGUGGUGGCAGGAUUUACGCAGCAGGCAUUUCCUUCGUACUUAGUGGAUUAUCCCUCGGGAUGGCGCUUCCUGACGUGAAGUACUUCACCGAAGCAUCAGUUGCGGCAGCACGAAUAUUUGAAAGAAUAGAUCGGGUUCCAGAGAUAGACAGUGAAAGUCCUCAAGGAUGUGUCUUAGACAACAUGUCAGGGGAAAUAGUCUUUGACCAUGUGAAGUUCACAUAUCCUUCUAGGCCAGACUCGGUCGUCCUUAAGGAUUUCAACCUGAAAGUUGAAGCGGGAAAAACCGUCGCUCUCGUCGGAGCGAGCGGGAGUGGCAAGUCCACCGCGAUUGCGUUGCUGCAGCGGUUCUACGAUCCUGAUGGAGGAGUUGUGCGCAUAGAUGGAGCCGAUAUAAAGACGCUACAGCUAAAAUGUAUAAGACAGAAGAUGGGACUGGUUAGCCAGGAACACGCUUUGUUCGGGGCAUCGAUAAAGGAGAAUAUAAUGUUUGGGAAGCUGGAUGCUACGAUGGAAGAAGUCACUACCGCGGCAAUCGCUGCGAAUGCUCAUGACUUCAUAAGGCAGCUUCCGGAUGGAUAUGAGACCAAGGUUGGUGAAAGAGGAGCAUUCUUAUCAGGUGGACAAAAGCAGAGAAUUGCCAUUGCGAGGGCCAUCAUAAAGAACCCAGUGAUUCUCCUACUAGACGAAGCAACUAGUGCACUCGACUUGGAAUCAGAAGGGCUUGUUCAAAAUGCCCUUGAUCAAGCCUCUUUGGGAAGAACCACACUGGUGGUUGCACACAAGCUGUCGACUGUGAAAAAUGCGGACCUCAUUGCCGUGGUCAAUGGCGGUCGUAUCGUUGAGAUAGGCUCCCACAACGAUCUGAUCGAGAAAAAAGAUGGCCACUACGCAAAACUGGCGGAACUACAGAGCCAGUUCAACUGUGAUGAACCAGAGCAAGGAUCCGAUAUUCGCAUAUCCUCUGUCGUGAGAAGCAGCGCGGGCAGGCUGAGCACUUCGAAGUCGAGCCCGGGUAUAUUUGCUUCGCCUAUACCAGUGUUGGAUAGCCCGCAGCCAGUCUCUCAUCCUCCACCGUCCUUUUCUCGGCUUUUAUCGUAUAGUGGUCCAGAAUGGAAGCAAAGCCUUAUAGGAAGUCUUUCAGCCAUGGCCUUUGGGGCAGUCCAACCUGUCUAUGCCUUAACAAUUGGUGGCAUGAUAUCCGCUUUCUUUGUACAAGAUCACGGCGAAAUGCGAGAGAGAAUCCGAACCUACACCUUGAUUUUCUCCUCUCUUUCCUUAAUUUCGAUCUCUGUCAAUCUCUUGCAGCACUACAAUUUCGCCUACAUGGGAGAGCACCUCACAAGGAGAAUCAGGUUGCGAAUGCUCGAGAAAAUCUUGACUUUUGAGCCCGCUUGGUUCGAUGAGGAGGAGAACUCGAGCGGAGCAUUGUGCUCUAGGCUGAGCAAUGAAGCUUCCACGGUCAAGUCUCUCGUAGCCGACAGAGUCUCUCUCCUGGUCCAAACCACUUCCGCAGUCACGAUCGCAAUGAUCAUGGGUCUUGUGGUGGCUUGGAAGCUCGCGCUUGUCAUGAUCGCAGUGCAGCCCCUCACGAUCCUAUGUUUCUACACCCGCAAAGUCCUGUUAUCAAGCUUUUCAGCUAAGUUCGUUAAGGCUCAAAACCAAAGUACUCAAAUAGCCGUGGAGGCAGUUUACAAUCACAAGAUAGUAACUUCCUUUGGGAGCAUCCAGAAAGUUCUUGAACUGUUUGAUAAAGCUCAAGACGAGCCCAGGAAGGAAGCCAGGAAGAAGUCGUGGCUGGCCGGGAUAGGCAUGGGGUCGGCACAGUGCCUAACAUUCAUGUCGUGGGCUUUAGAUUUUUGGUACGGUGGUACAUUAGUAGAGAAGGGACAGAUAUCAGCAGGGGAUGUAUUCAAGACAUUCUUUGUGUUGGUCAGCACUGGCAAAGUCAUCGCCGAAGCUGGAAGCAUGACAUCCGAUUUAGCCAAAGGGUCUGCUGCGGUUGCAUCAGUGUUCCAAAUUCUUGAUCGCCAAUCGCUUAUCCCAUGGUCCCGCCAAGCAGAGGACGGUGGCAGUGGAACCAUACUGCAGCAAGUAACUGGAAAGAUAGACCUGAGGAGUGUUGAUUUUGCAUAUCCAAGCAGGCCCAAGAGUCUGAUACUGAGGCAAUUCUCACUGGAAGUGAAACCGGGCACAAGUGUUGGGCUUGUGGGCAAAAGCGGGUGUGGGAAAUCGACCGUGAUCGGCUUGAUUCAGAGGUUUUACGACGUUGAGAGGGGGUCAGUGAGAGUCGAUGGCGUGGACAUAAGAGAGGUCGACAUCCACUGGUACAGGAAGUACACGGCACUUGUCAGCCAAGAACCGGUCAUUUACUCGGGCAGUAUACGCGACAACAUCGUCUUUGGCAAGCUCGAUGCCACCGAAAACGAAGUGGUGGAGGCUGCAAGGGCAGCCAACGCUCACGGAUUCAUCUCGUCUUUGAAGGAUGGAUAUGAGACAGAAUGUGGCGAGAGAGGGGUGCAACUAUCAGGAGGCCAAAAGCAGAGAAUAGCAAUUGCAAGGGCCAUCAUACGGAACCCGACCGUGCUGUUGCUCGAUGAGGCGACCAGCGCGCUCGACGUGCAGUCGGAGCAAGUGGUGCAAGAGGCGCUGGACCGGAUCAUGGUUGGGCGGAGCACGAUCGUGGUGGCCCACAGGAUCAACACGAUCAAGGAUCUCGACUCGAUCGCACUCGUCGCCGAUGGCAAGGUGGUUGAGCGGGGGACCUACGCGCAGCUCGUGAACAAGCGAGGCGCUUUCUUCAAUCUUGCCAACCGUCAGAUUUAGGCAUUUGGGUCGUGCUAAAGAUGGGGUAUAUGCAAUAACCUAGUGUCUGAGGUUAGUGCCCAGACAUAUUUUGUAUUGCGUAAGAGGUGGUGUGUACUAGGCCUUCUGCAUGUGAGGAAUCUUCAGGCCUUGUGGCAAGUAAGGAAGGGCUGGUGUAGAGGUUACAUCGACGACUACAACAUAGUCGGAUCAGGAUAAAAAAGACCGGACUCAUCGCAAAUAACCGUUGUAAUGACGCUUUUAGCGACUGUAAUUGAAUGAUGUGCA
Molecule: messenger RNA, 4075 nt
Organism: Syzygium oleosum
Lineage: Eukaryota; Viridiplantae; Streptophyta; Magnoliopsida; Myrtales; Myrtaceae
Product: putative ABC transporter B family member 8
Exons: 9
Coding region: 80-3808 (1242 amino acids)
Biological process (GO): transmembrane transport
Cellular component (GO): membrane
Molecular function (GO): ATP binding; ATP hydrolysis activity; ABC-type transporter activity
Source: RefSeq, a predicted model, not a curated record